AUCCUCACACUAGCGAGAGUAUGGAUUGUGAGGCACCAGGAAUAUCGGAGAACAUACGGCAAUCCCAUGAUGGUAACGACUCCAACGGGUAUUAUCCCAUUUUCUAUCGCGAUCGCCUGAAAGAGAUUUGGAAAGAGGAAAGUCAACAAGCAUGUCUCCCUGAACGUGCGGAGGUAUUUCAACUGCUGCGUCAACAAGAGACUCGUACAAAUGGUCGCAAUUCCAAAUCGGAUGCACAGAAGCAUCAGGGCAUUGGAAAAGAUCAAUAUCAGAUAGACGCUGGCCAACGCGCAUUUGGUGCGAUACAAUGCAAUGAAUGCGGACUCACGUACUCCACCAACGAACCCGAAGAAGAGCUUUUCCAUGACCAAUUUCAUCGCUCGUUAGCGAAGAUGACAUUCCCUAGCUGGGCGAAUGAGCAAGUUGUUGCCCAGGUGCCCGAAUGGGACGUAACGGGUCGGAUCAUUGUGCUUUCGCAGGUCGAUAGCAACAGGCACUGGCUUAAGAAGAUACACCCCGUGUUGGAGGUAGUAGACAGCGAACUGGGAUACGCAACUCAAGGACAGAUUCCGGAGGGUGCUUGCGUAUACAUAGCCAUUGCCCGAUCCACGGUGCUUGGCGUGGCCGUUGUUCAACCUCUACAAUACGCAAACCGAAUGAUCUGCCUCGAGGGAUUGCACGGGGUGGCAAUAGACUGCUAUUCAUCUGAGUUUUAUACCGCCAAGUGUGGCAUAUCUCGUAUUUGGGUUGCCCCCAAGUACCGUCGUCGAGGAAUCGGUCGCAAAAUCAUGGCAGCAAUUCGGCGCCACUACAUAUUUGGCUAUGCGAUGAAAUACGAGGAGAUUGCUUUUGGUGCUCCCACAGAAGUAGGCAAGCUGUUUGCGGAAGCCAUUACUGAGAGAAAGGAUUUUCUUGUCUACGUUUAGAUUAUAUUUUGUGUGCCAGUCCUCGGGUAGCGUACGUGUGCACCAUUUCGUUAAGGCUACAUUUAUUUGUUUCGUUUUUAUCUCUUGUUUACCGUAAUCAAUAAAGUAUUCCUAGUUUAUUUCUACUCGCUAUGGAAUGGUGUAUG
Anopheles nili is the source of this 1072-nucleotide messenger RNA. It is a transcript of the gene eco, whose product is annotated as N-acetyltransferase eco. NCBI's taxonomy places the organism in Eukaryota, Metazoa, Arthropoda, Insecta, Diptera, Culicidae. Gene Ontology annotation, cellular component: chromatin; nucleus. Gene Ontology annotation, biological process: mitotic sister chromatid cohesion. The transcript has 2 exons. Bases 21 to 926 code for a protein of 301 amino acids. The record is from RefSeq and is a predicted model, not a curated record. Gene Ontology annotation, molecular function: protein-lysine-acetyltransferase activity.